Caenorhabditis auriculariae is the source of this 933-nucleotide messenger RNA. The record is from the annotation of a GenBank genome assembly. Lineage: Eukaryota; Metazoa; Nematoda; Chromadorea; Rhabditida; Rhabditidae.
AUGAAGCUGGUGUGUAAUGGCAUUGGUCAACCUAUGGCCGCACUUGGAAUGGAUCAGAGCGUCACGGUCGCCUUGCGGUUGGAAUCAGGUCUUACCUUGCUUCGGGUCGCAGUUGGAAUUUCUAGAAGCGUCGCGGUCGCGUUACCGUUGGAAUCAGGUCUAAGCUUGUUUCAAUGCUUUUGGAUCUUUUGGCUAGAUGCACCUGGCAUUCAAUGGUUUACACCAACCCCUAUGGUCGCACUUAGAAUGGAUCAGAGCGUCGCGGUCGCGUUGCGGUUGAUAUCAGACCUCAACUUGCUUCAAUUCUUUUUGACGUAAGCCGGUUCAGGUCGGCCUCACGCUUUGAGCCAUUCCCAGUGCGGCCAUGAACAUAAUGAAUUGAGCCAAAGUUAAACGUCCAAUUUUUUUUUAUCUAAUUGAACCGAAAAAACAAAUUUUGUUUCAUUUGCAUUCUUUUUAACCUUUGAAUACUGUGUUGUGUUUACAAAAUAUUUUCAUGCUUCCAUGACCUCACCAGCUAGAGAAAAGAGACGCAGGCAAGUCAGAUUUUUUCAACUCGAGGCGAAUGAGCUAUCAAUUUUUGAUACUGACUUACUGCAUCUCAUCAAGUGGAACUUUCGAAAACAGCUUUUCACCUUUGCCAAGCCACCAAAACCUUUCACCUUCGGUCGCUCGGACAACCCAAGAAAAAAGCCGAAAGCGAUCCAUCAUCGACUUACCGGCUCCUUUUUUCUUGGCCCACCUCAAGACCCCGGACUCAAUGUCUCAAUUAGUCGCGCGCGGGACGUCCAUUUAUUGCCAGUUUACGGCGGAUCCUCGGCUCUCAGAUUAGGGUGCCGCAAGGGCGCCGCCGACUCCUUUUAUGGCUUCUUCGGACCGUCCUCAGACUCGUCAAAACUACUGAUGACAGUCCGGUCAACAUGUGUGUUUUAG